Messenger RNA from Seriola aureovittata, 2550 nucleotides. Its product is annotated as protein APCDD1-like. The transcript has 5 exons. Gene Ontology annotation, molecular function: Wnt-protein binding. Gene Ontology annotation, cellular component: plasma membrane. Gene Ontology annotation, biological process: negative regulation of Wnt signaling pathway. The record is from RefSeq and is a predicted model, not a curated record. The coding region runs from base 409 to 1944 and encodes 511 amino acids. Lineage: Eukaryota; Metazoa; Chordata; Actinopteri; Carangiformes; Carangidae.
GGGGGGUUCAAUCCAGUCUGGUCUCUGAACACACGUACAAACACUCCUCCGAGGCGCAGGACGCACGGAGGAUCGCGCUGCCUCACUCUCACGUUGAAUUAUCUCAGUGAUACAAAGUUUAAUCCCCGUAGAAAAAAAAACAAAAACUUUGGACUUUCCUUGGUGGGAUUCUUUGUUUUGAAGCUCAGGUACCGCGGGAUUUUUUUUCUCUCUCUCUCUCUCUCUAACCAACCGGAGGUGUGUUUCCUAUGAUGCGCAGACAUCACAGGAGUGUGUGCUCCACGCUUUGGAUCCAUAAUGUGAGGAUUUGUGUCGGAAUAAACAAGGACGCUGCGUAAAGGAAAACCUCAGCUCCCCAGUGUGACCAGUGAAGCUCGUUUCAAUCCCCCAUCUCCCCCCCCAAAAAAAAUGGGGCCGUCAUCUGCACUGCUGCUCAUUGCUGUUCUGGGCUGGGCUGAAGGUUCCCAUCUCCACUACUCAGACGGCCGCUCCAGCCGCCUCUCCCUGGAGAAAACCUUCGGCCGCUCGGUCAAAGACUCCCAGUGCCAACACAUGCUGAAGCACCUCCACAAUGGAGCCAGGAUCACUGUGCAGAUGCCUCCCAAUGUGGAGGGUCACUGGGUGUCCACCAGCUGUGAGGUGAGACCAGGACCGGAGUUCUUGACGCGUUCCUACAGUUUCUACCCCAACAACACCUUCCAGGCUCACCAGUUCUACUACGAGGACAACCACUGCACCAAACCCACCUACACUCUGGUGAUCCGGGGUCGUCUGCGCUUACGUCAGGCCUCCUGGAUCAUCCGUGGCGGCACUGAGGCAGAGUACCACCUCCACCGCGUCCAGAUGGUGUGUCACACAGCCUCCGUGGCCAAAGAGUUCAGCCAGAGGCUCAACCAGAGCUGCCGAGGGGCAGUGAAGGGCCCCUGGGAGCCCAGUGUGAUCUAUGAGCUGUGGAGCGAGGAGGGCGGCUAUGACUGCUCCAGGGAGCUUAACUUUGCCAUGCAUGAGCUGCAGCUGCUGAGGGUGGAGAAGCAGUACCUGCAUCACAACCUGGACCACCUGGUGGAGGAGCUGUUCCUAGGAGAUAUCCACACCGAGCCGUCACAGAGGCUGUACUACAAGCCGUCCAGCUACCAGACCGCCCUGCAAAACGCCAAGAACCAUGACCACGGCUGCAUCGCCUGUCGUAUCAUCUACCGCUCUGACGAGUUCCACCCUCCCAUCCUGCCGCCGCGGGCCGACCUGACUGUGGGGUUGUACGGUCAGUGGGUGAGCCAGCGCUGCGAAGUCCGCCCUGAGGUCCUCUUCCUCACCCGCCACUUCAUCUUCCAUGACAACAACCACACCUGGGAGGGCCACUACUACCACUACUCUGACCCCGUCUGUAGACACCCCACUUUCACCAUCUACGCCCGUGGACGCUACAGCCGAGGGCUUCACUCCACUCGAGUAAUGGGCGGGACAGACUUUGUCUUCAAAGUGAACCACAUGAGGGUGACGCCCAUGGACUUGGCCACCACCUCCCUCCUCAAUGUCUUCAACGGUAACGAGUGUGGAGCGCAGGGGUCCUGGCAGGUCGGGGUGGAGCAGGAUGUCACCAUAACAAACGGCUGCGUGGCGCUGGGCAUCCGGCUCCCCCACACAGAGUACGAGCUCUUCCGCAUGGAGCAGGACGCCCACGGCCGCUACCUGCUCUACAAUGGCCAGCGUCCCAGCGACGGUUCCAGCCCGGACCGGCCAGAGAAGCGGGCCACUUCUUACCAGAUGCCGCUGGUCCAGUGCUCGGCAAGCAGCCAGUCGUCCGACUACAGCCAGGGGGACGACAGCUACAGGCCUCUGCUGCACCACAAUGACUGCACAGGGUGGCACAGAGGCAGCGAGAAACACGUCACUGUGGCUUUGGUUGCGUUCGUCAUGUCUGCGCUCCUUUUCUGGCAAAGCUAGAGAGCUGUUUGAGCUUUUUCUACAUAAAGACACAAAACAAGAGUGUGGAUUACAAGAGCAGACUGGGAGACUGCUUUUUUUUUUUUUUAAAACAUAUGUAAACUUAACUUUUCCUUCUUUGAUGAGAAUGAGGAUGAAAACUGGUGCCCCUGAUCCUCUGAACUCCUCCCCAGCUACCAAAGACUCAACACUGCUGCACCACAGAAACUGCACUUUACAGUGGAACCAAAGACCGACUAGUCUGUGUUUCCACAAAUAUAAAAAGAUGUCUAUAUAUCCACACAGACCUAUGUUUUUAUACAGUGUAUUUACCAACAACUGUCAUGUUGUUUCUUGGUUUGGUAUUACAAAAAAGAAAACUAUUUGAUGCGUGGGAAGGUUUUCUACAUUGAACUCUCUGACAAUGAGCUCCUUGUCUCGAGGACAUAUGCUUGUGAGUCACUGUUUACAGUAAAAAAAAAAAAAAAAAAAAAGGAACCACCGUACUUAUAUUAAAGCAAUUUGUUUAAAUAUAGCCUGAACUCAGCAGCAGUUUUCUGUCAUCUAUUCCACAUCAAGGUCAUACUGUUACUUUGGACACAAUAAAAUUCUUUCAUCUCCUUCUCA